This is a messenger RNA of Tyto alba (common barn owl), 1844 nucleotides long. RefSeq names its product transmembrane protease serine 9-like. Gene Ontology annotation, molecular function: serine-type endopeptidase activity. The record is from RefSeq and is a predicted model, not a curated record. Gene Ontology annotation, biological process: proteolysis. The transcript has 11 exons. The coding region runs from base 111 to 1697 and encodes 528 amino acids. Lineage: Eukaryota; Metazoa; Chordata; Aves; Strigiformes; Tytonidae.
CUCCCCCGGAGACACAGCCUACUUUUCGCCCUGGGUAUAAAUACGCCUGAGCCACCGGCUCUCAGCUUCCCGACACGCCGAGCCGGCCCCAUCCUUCUCCUCCGGCAGGAAUGGCUCGUGAUGGCCACGGGACCUUCGGCUUCAUCCCCAUCUUCAUCCUGGCAGCCGGCCUGCUGCUAACAGCCCUGCCGCCGGCGCGAGCUCAGGUGAAGGGCAAUGAAGGCGACGAGUUGCCGGAGGAGGACGAGUCCCGGAUCAUCGGUGGGAGACCCUGCUCCAUCAGCGACAGACCUUUCCAAGUUGCCCUCAUCAAGAGAGGUCAGAUCCUGUGUGGGGGAAGCUUGAUAGACGCCCAGUGGGUCCUGACCGCCGCCCACUGCAAGCAGCCAACCAGGGACCUGAGGGUGUUGAUCGGGACGAACACGUUACAAGACGGGACAGGGGUAAUGAGGUCGAUUUCGAAGCUCCAGGUCCACCCGGCCUACAACCCCCACAAGAACGACAAUGACUUCAUGCUCUUGAGGUUGAACAAGCCCGUUCAGUUCAGCAAUAACAUCAAGAAGAUCCGGUUAGCCACCAAGUGUCCCACGGAUGGGAUGAGGUGCAGCGUCUCGGGUUGGGGCACGACCAAGUCCCCUGGAGCCAAGCUGCCCCGAAAUCUCCAGUGCGCCGCCAUCCAAGCCUUCGGGAGGGAGAAGUGCAUGAGGGCGUACGGAUCCGCCAUCACCCCCAACAUGUUCUGCGCCGGCGUCCCCCAGGGGGGCAUCGAUUCCUGCCAGGGCGACUCGGGGGGCCCACUGGUGUGCAAUGGGGAGCUGCAGGGCGUGGUCUCGUGGGGGAUGGCCGUCUGCGGGCGCCGUGGACAACCCGGCGUCUACUCCAACGUCUGCCGGGCCGUGCCGUGGAUCCGGAAAUACAUCGGGAGGCAUCUUCCUCCCGCCGCCAUGGAGCGCCUCCUGCCGCUGCUGCUGCUGGCCACCGUGGCCGUGGGGGACGAGAACCGGAUCGUGGGGGGCCAGAGCUGCCAGAAGAAGCGUCACCCCUACCAGGUGGUGCUGCUGGGCCCCCAGAAGAACAUCCACUGCGGUGGGGUCCUCCUGGGGAGGUCCUGGGUGCUGACGGCUGCCCACUGUGACACCAAGAGCUCCAUCCCCAUCCGCAUGGGCGACCACAGCUUGAGGACCAAGGAGGGGACGGAGCAGUGCGUCAACUCGGCCAAGGCCUUCAUCCACCCCGACUACAACCCCACCACCCAUGAUGGGGACAUCAUGCUCCUGAAGCUCCAGAAGCCCGUCCGCUUCACCGACCACGUCCAGCCGGUGGCCCUGCCCCAGCGUUGUCCUCCCCCCAACACCGAGUGUGUCGUCUCGGGCUGGGGCAGCACCAGCAGCCCUGAAGGGUACUUCCCCGACGUUCUCCAGUGCGCCAUGGUCUACACCAUCUCCAACGAAGAGUGCGCCAAGCUCUACCCCAAGGGCAUCACCAAGAACAUGCUCUGCGCCGGCGUCAUCUCCGGCGGCACCGACUCCUGCCAGGGUGACUCGGGGGGCCCGCUGGUGUGCGGGGCCGAGCUGCAGGGCAUCGUCUCGUGGGGGAUGCAGGUCUGCGGCCAGCGCGGCAAGCCGGGCGUCUACACCCGCGUCUGCGAGUACACCGCCUGGAUCCACGCCACCAUGGGGGGCGACGGCCACGCCUGAACCCCCACGCACCGCCCCCCCCCCCCCCCCCCCAAAAAAAAAUUGGAAGAGUCCACACCACCCCUUCCCCACCCCCUCCCAAAACACCAGGGGUCUUCUCCUCACGCCCCAGGGAAGAGCUUCUGGAAUAAAGCCCUGCGAAACGUG